Microplitis mediator is the source of this 511-nucleotide messenger RNA. RefSeq lists its product as uncharacterized. The transcript has 4 exons. The record is from RefSeq and is a predicted model, not a curated record. NCBI's taxonomy places the organism in Eukaryota, Metazoa, Arthropoda, Insecta, Hymenoptera, Braconidae. Bases 95 to 490 code for a protein of 131 amino acids.
AUUACCUAUCAUUCAUUUAUGACAAUCGUCUUCCUGAUUCAAUAAUUCAAAUAUUAUUUUAUUGGCAAUCUUAAGUUUUCUUUUAAAAUUGAAAAUGAAUUAUAAAUUCGUAAGAAUUGUACUUAUGAUGAUCGUCUCAUCAACAGCUUUAGGGCGUAAAUUGGAGUUAGAAGGUAAUUGUAGUUGUGCAGCUAUUGAAGUAUCAGGUUUUGAACCCAUUUUAGAACAAUCUCUUCAGUUUAAUGUUGUGUGCAAUGAGGAAGGCAUUGAUAAAUGUGAACGUCUAUGCAUUGCUCUCGUAAGCGCUGCCAAAGAUAAAGGUCCGGAAUUGAUUUGUGAUAAAUUAAUGGGUCAUGUAUCAAAUAUGCAUGUGGGUCUUUAUACACGAAUUUGCGACGCAAAUGCAUGGAAAUUCUCAGGACUCAAAAUUCCUAAUCCAAUUUGUUGUCACGAAGGUAAACCAACUCAAUGCGGUGAUACUCAAGAAUAAUUCAAUAAAUUUAAUUCAAUA